Messenger RNA from Trichosurus vulpecula (common brushtail), 2555 nucleotides. RefSeq names its product phosphoglycerate kinase 1-like. Gene Ontology annotation, cellular component: cytosol. Lineage: Eukaryota; Metazoa; Chordata; Mammalia; Diprotodontia; Phalangeridae. The coding region runs from base 166 to 1419 and encodes 417 amino acids. Gene Ontology annotation, molecular function: ATP binding; phosphoglycerate kinase activity; ADP binding. Gene Ontology annotation, biological process: gluconeogenesis; glycolytic process. The record is from RefSeq and is a predicted model, not a curated record. The transcript is spliced from 2 exons.
GGCCCCGCCUCCUCGUGGGCGUCCGCGGGAACGCGCUUUGCUGGGUCAGCGUCGGUGCAAAGAGCAUGCAGCUGUGAGGGCGGCUGACGGAGUGGUUGCAAGGGUUGCAGCAGGACCAGCAGAAGCAGCCCCGCCGGCCUUCCUGCCCCCAGCGCCCCCGAGAAGAUGUCCCUUUCCCAAAAGCUCACCCUGGACAAGAUAGAUGUGAAGGGAAAGCGGGUUGUCAUGAGGGUGGACUUCAAUGUGCCCAUGAAGAACAACCAGAUCACCAACAACCAGAGGAUCAAGGCUGCCAUCCCUAGCAUCCAAUACUGCCUGGAUCACGGCUGCAAGUCGAUUGUGCUCUUGAGCCACCUAGGCCGACCAGAUGGCAUUCCCAUGCCAGACAAAUUCUCUUUGGAGCCUGUGGCUGCUGAGCUCAAAUCCUUACUUGGCAAAAAUGUUGAGUUCCUCAAGGACUGUGUGGGACCCGAUGUGGAGAAAGCCUGUGCUGACCCGCCUGCUGGUUCCAUCUUCCUGCUGGAGAAUCUCCGCUUCCAUGUGGAAGAAGAAGGAAAAGGCAAAGAUGCAUCCGGGGCAAAGAUCACCGCCGAUCCAGCCAAAGUAGAGGCUUUCCGGGCUUCCCUUUCCAAGCUGGGGGAUGUCUAUGUCAAUGAUGCUUUUGGUACUGCUCACCGGGCCCACAGCUCCAUGGUGGGAGUGAACCUGCCCCAGAAAGCUUGUGGUUUCCUCAUGAAGAAGGAGCUAGAGUACUUUGCUAAAGCCCUGGAGAACCCAGUGCGACCUUUCCUGGCCAUCUUGGGUGGAGCUAAAGUUGCAGACAAGAUCCAGCUGAUUAACAACAUGCUAGACAAAGUCUGUGAGAUGAUCAUCGCUGGGGGGAUGGCUUUCACCUUCCUUAAGGUUGUCUCCAACAUGGAGAUUGGCAAUUCUUUAUUUGAUGAAGAAGGGGCCAAGAUUGUUAAAGACCUGAUGACAAAGGCCGAGAAGAAGGGUGUGAAGAUAACCCUACCAGUUGACUUUGUCACUGCAGAAAAAUUUGACGAGCAUGCCAAUGCAGGCGAAGCCACGGUGGAGUCUGGCAUACCUGCUGGAUGGAUGGGUUUGGACUGUGGUCCCCAAAGCAGCAAGAAAUUUGCUGAAGUUGUGGCCCGGGCCAAGCUAAUUGUGUGGAAUGGUCCUGUUGGAGUGUUUGAGUGGGAAACCUUUGCGAAGGGAACAAAAGAGUUAAUGAACAACGUGGUUGAGGCUACCACUAAGGGCUGCAUCACAAUCAUAGGUGGUGGGGAUACUGCCACUUGCUGUGCCAAAUGGAACACUGAAGAUAAGGUCAGCCAUGUGAGCACUGGAGGCGGUGCCAGUCUAGAGCUUCUGGAAGGCAAAGACCUCCCUGGCGUGACUGCCCUGAGCAAUAUCUAAGGGAUGGAGUUUUCCACCUAUUGGUUCCUGUAUACAGUCCAUAAGACUGUGGGACCCCAGUUUAACUUCUUUAGUGUUUCUAAACACAUCGUUGUGGUUUGUAGAAUAUAUAUGUAUGUUUUGCCUGUACAAAGGUAAAAGAAAGUAAAAAAAAGCUGUUAACUAUAUUCUAUUUAUCUUUUGAAAUUCAUUGUAUCAUUCAGCUUUGUUAGUACUUUAGUGACUUUCUUUCAAUACAGUAUGAAAACCUUGUUUUUUGCCACUGUUGUAAUUUAGAAUAUUUGUGUGUUCUAUAUCUUAUCUUUAUGACUGAAAAAGUUAAAGGCUCUAUUAUUCGUGUUCUCUCUUUCUUUUGAAGCUGUACAAUUCGGCUUUGUUAGUAUUGUAGCAACUAGUUUUAUCACUACCCAUGGUAUAGAAACAAGAUGAUUACUGUUUCAGAGGGCAGGCUACUUAUGUUCUGUUAAUUAAACAUAAGAGUGCCGAGAGAGAGAGAGAGAGAGAGAGAGAGAGAGAGAGAGAGAGACAGAGACAGAGAGAGAGAGAGACAGAGACAGAGAGACAGAGAGAGGAAACUUGUAACAAAACCUAAACUCUUAGGAUCCAGAUCAGCCACAGCUGAGACUCAGCUCCUCUGGGCCUAGAACCUAUCUGCUAUGUGUUUGGUCCUGUAGCACUACAGUGUUUACUUCUCCACCUCCUGCUUCAGGUCUCCCUUUAUUGCCUUUAUGCUCCUUAUUUUGCAGGGACAUUGAGGGACUUGCCUAAUGAAUAUAAAAUCAGCUUCAUCUCUACAUUUUGGGUUCUCUAGAAGGAUACAAGUGAUGUAAAUAUGUGAUCUGCUCUUUUCCAUUUCAAUUUAAAAUAUGAUGUCAUAGGGACUGGAGUGAUAACCUCGAACAAGGGUGGCUGAUUCCCAGAGAUGGAACAAAAGGACUUUUUGCUGUGAGGUUUCUCUGUUUCGCAGCCAAGUGCACAGUAUUUUUUUCCCCUAAAAUAACCCAAUAAACAAAAUAACCUGAAAUUCAUUUAUAAGAAAACAUUAUCGAGAUUUUUUUUAUCCUGUGUAAUUACUUAUGCAUUAACAUGAUUAUUUUUAAGUUUUGGUGGUUGAAAUAAACCUGAUUCAAAAUGGG